Molossus molossus (Pallas's mastiff bat) is the source of this 3879-nucleotide messenger RNA. It is a transcript of the gene KCNT1, whose product is annotated as potassium sodium-activated channel subfamily T member 1. Gene Ontology annotation, cellular component: membrane. Gene Ontology annotation, molecular function: intracellular sodium-activated potassium channel activity. Bases 1 to 3714 code for a protein of 1237 amino acids. The transcript is spliced from 31 exons. NCBI's taxonomy places the organism in Eukaryota, Metazoa, Chordata, Mammalia, Chiroptera, Molossidae. The record is from RefSeq and is a predicted model, not a curated record. Gene Ontology annotation, biological process: potassium ion transport.
AUGCCGCUCCCAGACAGGGCGCGCGGCCCGGGGGGCGUCCACGCAGGGGCGGGGGCGAGCGGCGGGGGCCACACCAACCGGACCUUCGUGUUCGAUGACGGCCGAUGCGCCCCCAGGCAGCCGGGCGCCGGGCACCGCGGCGGCCGGGACGGGGACGGCGACGGGGUGCUCCUGGACACCGCCAGCCUCAAGAUGAGCGACCUGGACUCGGAGGUGCUGCCGCUGCCGCCGCGGUACCGCUUCAGGGACCUGCUGCUGGGCGACCAGUCCUUCCAGAGCGAGGACAGGGUCCAGGUGGAGUUCUACGUCAACGAGAACACCUUCAAGGAGCGGCUCAAGCUCUUCUUCAUCAAAAACCAAAGAUCCAGCCUGAGGAUCCGGCUGUUCAACUUCUCCCUGAAGCUGCUCACGUGUCUGCUGUACAUGGUCCGCGUCCUGCUCGAUGACCCGGCCCUUGGCAUCGGAUGCUGGGGCUGCCAGAAGCAGAACUUCACCUUCAACGAGUCGUCCCCAGAGAUCAACUGGGCUCCCAUCCUGUGGGUGGAGAGGAAGAUGACUCUGUGGGUGAUUCAGGUCAUCGUGGCUGUGAUAAGCUUCCUGGAGACCAUGCUGCUCAUUUAUCUCAGCUACAAAGGCAACAUCUGGGAGCAGAUUUUCCAAGUGUCCUUCGUGCUGGAGAUGAUCAACACGCUGCCCUUCAUCAUCACGAUCUUCUGGGCGCCCCUGCGCAACCUGUUCAUCCCCGUGUUUCUGAAUUGCUGGCUGGCGAAGCACGCGCUGGAGAACAUGAUCAACGACUUCCACCGCGCCAUCCUGCGGACGCAGUCGGCCAUGUUCAACCAGGUCCUGAUCCUGUUCUGCACCCUGCUGUGCCUGGUCUUCACGGGGACGUGCGGCAUUCAGCACCUGGAGCGCGCAGGCGGGAACCUGUCUCUCCUGACGUCCUUCUACUUCUGCAUCGUCACCUUCUCCACCGUGGGCUACGGCGACGUGACCCCCAAGAUCUGGCCGUCCCAGCUGCUGGUGGUCAUCAUGAUCUGCGUGGCCCUGGUGGUCCUCCCCCUGCAGUUCGAGGAGCUCGUCUACCUGUGGAUGGAGCGGCAGAAGUCGGGGGGCAACUACAGCCGCCACCGGGCCCAGACAGAGAAGCACGUGAUCCUGUGCGUCAGCUCCCUCAAGAUCGACCUGCUCAUGGACUUCCUAAACGAGUUCUACGCCCACCCCCGGCUCCAGGACUACUACGUGGUCAUCCUGUGCCCCACCGAGAUGGACAUCCAGGUGCGGAGGGUCCUGCAGAUACCCCUGUGGUCCCAGCGUGUCAUCUACCUCCAGGGCUCCGCGCUGAAGGACCAGGACCUCAUGCGAGCCAAGAUGGACAACGGGGAGGCCUGCUUCAUCCUCAGCAGCCGAAACGAGGUGGACCGCACGGCGGCGGACCACCAAACUAUCCUACGAGCCUGGGCUGUGAAAGACUUCGCCCCCAACUGCCCCCUGUACGUGCAGAUCCUCAAGCCAGAGAACAAGUUUCAUGUCAAGUUCGCAGACCACGUGGUGUGUGAGGAGGAGUGCAAGUAUGCCCUGCUGGCCCUGAACUGCGUCUGCCCGGCCACCUCCACCCUCAUCACCCUGCUGGUGCACACGUCGCGCGGCCAGGAAGGCCAGGAGUCCCCGGAGCAGUGGCAGCGCACCUACGGGCGCUGCUCGGGCAACGAGGUGUACCACGUGCGCAUGGGCGACAGCAAGUUCUUCCGGGAGUACCAGGGCAAGAGCUUCACCUACGCCGCCUUCCACGCGCACAAGAAGUACGGCGUGUGCCUCAUCGGGCUGAAGCGCGAGGACAACAAGAGCAUCCUGCUGAACCCGGGGCCGCGGCACACGCUGGCCGCCUCCGACACCUGCUUCUACAUCAACAUUACCAAGGAGGAGAACUCGGCCUUCACCUUCAAGCAGGAGGAGUCGCGGCGGCGGGGCCUCGUGGGGCCAGGGCGCCGCCAGAGCUCCACCCGCCUGCCGGUGCACAGCAUCAUCGCCUCCGUGGGGACAGUGGCCAUGGACCUCCAGAACACAGAGUGCCAGCUGGCACAGGACGGCGGGGGCAGCAAGCUGGCGCCGCCCACGGAGAAUGGCUCGGGCAGCCGGCGGCCUAGCAUCGCGCCCGUCCUGGAGCUGGCCGACAGCUCAGCCCUGUUGCCCUGUGACCUGCUGAGUGACCAGUCGGAGGACGAGAUGACGCCCUCGGACGACGAGGGGCUGUCGGUGAUGGAGUACGUGAAGGGCUACCCCCCCAACUCUCCCUACAUUGGCAGCUCCCCCACUCUGUGCCACCUUCUGCCCGUGAAGGCCCCCUUCUGCUGCCUGCGGCUGGACAAGGGCUGCAAGCACAACAGCUACGAGGACGCCAAGGCCUACGGCUUCAAGAACAAGCUGAUCAUCGUCUCCGCGGAGACGGCAGGGAACGGGCUCUACAACUUCAUCGUGCCGCUGCGGGCCUACUACAGGUCCCGCAAGGAGCUGAACCCCAUCGUGCUGCUGCUGGACAACAAGCCUGACCACCACUUCCUGGAGGCCAUCUGCUACUUCCCCAUGGUCUACUACAUGGAGGGCUCCGUGGACAACCUGGACAGCCUGCUGCAGUGCGGCAUCAUCUACGCGGACAACCUGGUGGUGGUGGACAAGGAGAGCACCAUGAGCGCUGAGGAGGACUACAUGGCGGACGCCAAGACCAUCGUCAACGUGCAGACCAUGUUCCGGCUCUUCCCCAGCCUCAGCAUCACCACGGAGCUCACCCACCCUUCCAACAUGCGGUUCAUGCAGUUCCGCGCCAAGGACAGCUACUCCCUCGCUCUUUCCAAACUGGAGAAGAGGGAGCGGGAGAACGGUUCCAAUCUGGCCUUCAUGUUCCGCCUGCCCUUUGCCGCCGGCCGGGUCUUCAGCAUCAGCAUGUUGGACACGUUGCUGUAUCAGUCCUUCGUGAAGGACUACAUGAUCUCCAUCACCAGGCUGCUGCUGGGUCUGGACACCACCCCCGGCUCCGGCUACCUCUGCGCCAUGAAGAUCGCGGAGGACGAUCUGUGGAUCGGCACCUACGGCCGCCUCUUCCAGAAGCUGUGCUCCUCCAGCUCCGAGAUCCCCAUCGGCAUCUACCGGACCCAGAGCCACGUCUUCACUUCGGAGCCCCAAGACCUCAGAUCCCAGUCCCAGGUUUCGGUGACCAUGGAGGACUGCGAGGACACACGGGAAGUGAAGGGACCCUGGGGCGUGAGGGUGGGGACCGGUGGCGGCAGCACCCACGGCCAGCAUGUGGGCAGCAGCGACCCGGCAGAACACCCGCUGCUGCGGCGCAAGAGCCUGCAGUGGGCCCGGAGGCUGAGCCGCAAGAGCCCCAAACAUGCCGGGAGGGCAGCCGAGCGCACCAGCCAGCAGCAGCUCAGCCUGUGCCGGCGCUCUGAGCGGCAGGAACUGUCCGAGCUGGUCAAGAACCGCAUGAAACACCUGGGGCUGCCCACCACCGGCUACGACGAGAUGAAUGACCACCAGAACACCCUUUCCUACGUCCUCAUCAACCCCCCGCCCGACACGAGGCUGGAGCCCAGCGACAUCGUGUAUCUCAUCCGCUGCGACCCCCUGGCACAUGUGGCCAGCAGCCCCGAGAGCGGCCGCAGGAACAAGCUGGCCUCCUGCAACCCGGAGACGCGCGAGGAGACGCAGCUCUGAGCCAGCCCGAGGGCGCCACGCAUGAGUGCGCAGGGACCUGGCCAACGUUCUGGCUGCCCGACCGCCCGCCGGCCCGCAAGGGAGACCUCAGGAGGGCGAGGGGCAGACUGCAGGCAGGAGGACUUUUUUAACCUGCUGACGAAUCUGCAAUGCCUGUCCACACAG